Messenger RNA from Daphnia carinata, 1302 nucleotides. RefSeq names its product calcineurin subunit B type 2. The record is from RefSeq and is a predicted model, not a curated record. Bases 135 to 647 code for a protein of 170 amino acids. The transcript has 6 exons. Gene Ontology annotation, molecular function: calcium-dependent protein serine/threonine phosphatase regulator activity; calcium ion binding. NCBI's taxonomy places the organism in Eukaryota, Metazoa, Arthropoda, Branchiopoda, Diplostraca, Daphniidae.
GAUUUGACAACGGUGCGAAAAGAAGAAAUUUUAGCCUGCAGUUGAUUUCUAGCUCGAGUGCAUCCACUAGUGGUUCAGUUACCGUCGUAUUUUCAAUUCUAUUUGUGCAGAUCGCCACUUGAAAUCAAAGAAAAAUGGGCAAUGAAAGUUCUCUUCCUAUGGAGAUGUGCUCAAACUUUGAUGCCGAUGAGAUUCGAAGACUGGGGAAGCGCUUUAGGAAGUUAGAUCUUGACAACUCUGGUUCCCUCAGUGUGGAUGAGUUUAUGUCUCUCCCUGAACUUCAACAAAAUCCACUAGUUCAACGAGUAAUUGAUAUAUUCGAUCAAGAUGGAAAUGGAGAAGUAGACUUUAAAGAAUUCAUUCAAGGUGUCUCACAAUUCAGUGUAAAAGGUGAUAAAGAAUCAAAGCUGCGCUUUGCUUUUCGUAUAUAUGAUAUGGACAAUGAUGGAGCCAUUUCUAACGGUGAACUCUUUCAAGUGUUAAAAAUGAUGGUGGGCAACAAUUUGAAGGAUACCCAGUUGCAGCAGAUAGUUGAUAAAACUAUUCUCUUCGCCGACAAGGACGAAGAUGGAAAAAUCUCUUUCGAAGAAUUUUGUGCUGUGGUUGGAAACACAGACGUGCACAAAAAGAUGGUCGUUGACGUAUAGAUGAAACUGAGGCCCAUCGGUAUUUUUCGUGCGUGGCAAAUGUUGCACCGAGAGUUUUCCGUGGUUCAGCAAGAAAAUUUUUUAUUGCGUGUCAUAUCUCGUCUUCGUGUUGCAUGAGAUAACUUUGAUUGGGUUGUUCAUUUUUGCCCACUAGUUCUAGCAGACGGAUCGCCCGGAAUUAUUAUCAUCAUAAUUUUUUUUGAAUUGCUAUUAUUAUUGUAAGCGGCCAUCGUCUGCGGGUGGUUUCCCGGAAAGAAACCACUCUAUUUUUGAGCGCGCGUCUGGUCCCCUAGGUUGUGUCUAGAGCGAGUUUUGACUUUAUCAUUUAAGUAAUGUUUGCCUGCAUUUGCUGUACUUCCUUUUUCUGUUGUGUAUUUCAAAUUGAAAUUUAUAAUUAUUUUUCCUGAUCACCAUGAAACCAGUUGAUCCUUUCCUAUCUUCACGCCCGCUUUGACCUGGUUGGCUUUUUUGAGUGUUAUAAAAAAAAAAAUAGUCGGUGUAUGGAAUUUUCUAUCCCGUCCUUCAUGACUUCAAAUUUUUCUUUUUCAAAAUAAAGAUUUUUUUUUAACCUGACCCUUCUCCUUUAUAUUCAACUCUUUACCUCUCCUUUUUUCAAGUUGAACUAAAAUACACUUUGAUCUUCUUGCAGAAGAAA